Megalops cyprinoides (Indo-Pacific tarpon) is the source of this 2449-nucleotide messenger RNA. RefSeq names its product nucleolin-like. The record is from RefSeq and is a predicted model, not a curated record. The transcript is spliced from 18 exons. Lineage: Eukaryota; Metazoa; Chordata; Actinopteri; Elopiformes; Megalopidae. Gene Ontology annotation, molecular function: RNA binding. Bases 10 to 2169 code for a protein of 719 amino acids.
UCCGAAGUCAUGGUGAAACUGGUCAAGGCGGAGAAAAAGGCAAAGCCUCAGAAAAAGGCUCCACCCCCUCCUAAAGAGGAGGAUGAGGAAGAGGAGCCAAGUGAGGAAGAGGCUCCACCCAAGGCUGUGGCAAAGAAAAAGGCCACACCAGCCAAGGCGGCUAAAAAUGGAAAAGUGGCAAAGAAGCAGGAAAACGAAGAGGACGAGAUGCCCCCUCCAGCCAAGAAAGGCAAAGCUACCCCUGCCAAGGCCAAGCCAGCUCCUCCUAAAAAAGCUGCCCCAGUGGAGGCCGAAGAAUCGGAGGAGGAAGAUGACGACGAUGACGAAGAUGAGGACGAGUCUGAGGAGGAAGCGGCACCCCCCAAAGCCACGCCGGCUAAACCUGCCAUGGCAGCGGCGGCUAAAAACGGAAAAGCAGCAAAGAAGCAGGAAAGCAAAGAGGACGAGAUGCCCCCUCCAGCCAAGAAAGGCAAAGCUACCCCUGCCAAGGCCAAGCCUGCCCCUCCCAAAAAAGCUGCCCCAGUAGAAGACGAAGAAUCGGAGGAGGAAGACGAAGACGACGAUGAUGAAGAUGAGGAGGAAGCCGUACCCCCCAAAGCCACGCCGGCUAAACCCCCCGCGAAGGCUGCUCCCGCUGAGGAGGAAGACGACGACGAUGAUGAGGACGACGAUGAUGAUGAUGAGGAGGAUGAAGAUGAGGAGGAAGAGAUGGACACGACUCCUGCUCCCGUGACAAAGGAAAAGAAAGCAGGCAUGGUCAAAGCCAAGGAGGAAUCUGAGGAUGAGGAGGAUGAUGAUGAUGAUGAUGAGGAGGAGGAGGAUAGCGAUGAGGAAGAGGAGGAGAAACCUGCAUCGGCUCCAGGGAAGAGGAAGGCAAAGGCUAAGGAGGCGCCCUUGGCCAAAAAAGCCAAAACCGAGGACAAAGGUUUCUGCCUCUUUGUGGGAAACCUGAACACAAGCAAGAGCUUUGAGGAAAUAAAGCAGGCCUUGGCUGAUUUCUUUUCCGAGAAUGACCUCGAGGUCCAGGAUGUUCGAGUGGGGUCUUCAAAGAAAUUUGGCUAUGUGGAUUUUGCCACUGAAGAGGACCUGCAGAAAGCUCUGGAGCUCAAUAAGAAGAAGGUCCUGGGGCAGGAGCUGCGACUCGACAAGGCCAAGACCAAAGAGACGUCGCAGGACGGCAAACGAGAUAGGGAUGCGCGCACCCUGUUUGUGAAGAACCUCCCUUAUUCUGCCACCAAGGAGGACCUGCAGGAGAUCUUUGACGAGGCUGUUGAAAUCCGCAUACCGACUGGCAAUAAUGGCUCCAGCAGAGGAAUCGCCUACGUGGAAUUUAAGAGUGAGGCCAUCGCUGAGCAGAUGCUGAAGGAGAAGCAGGGGCUGGAUGUCCAGGGACGCUCCGUCAUCGUGGAUUUCACUGGAGACAAGAGUCAAAAAGGCUCCCGACCUUCAGCUGCAGGUGCUGUUAGCAAGACUCUGGUGGUUAACAACCUGGCAUACAGCGCAUCCGAAGAGACCCUCCAGAGUGUGUUUGAAAAAGCCGUCAGUAUCAGAAUAGUUCAGAGCAACGGAAGGCCGAAAGGCUUUGCCUUUGUGGAGUUUGAGAACGUCGAAGAUGCCAAGGAGGCCCUGGAGUCCAUGAAUAACACAGAAGUGGAGGGGAGGUCAGUGAGGCUGGAGUACAGCCAGUCUCAGUUUCAGAAACCUGAAGGCAGAGGACACACGGGCCCAACGAAGACAUUGUUCGUCAAAGGUCUGUCAGAGGAAACCACUGACGAGACCCUGAGAGAUUCCUUUGAGGGAGCGGUAGCAGCAAGAGUUGCCACAGACAAGGACACAGGAUCCUCUAAAGGGUUUGGCUUUGUGGACUUCGACAGCGAGGAGAGCUGCAAGAUGGCCAAAGAGGCCAUGGAGGACUGUGAGAUUGAUGGCAACAAAGUGACCCUCGACUAUGCCAGGCCGAAGGGCGAGGGAGGCCACCGCGGUGGCAGAGGGGGUGGCUUUGGAGGGAGGGGUGGAGGUGGCAGAGGCGGGCGUGGCGGUUUCGGCAGAGGGGGCGGCGGCUUCAGGGGCGGAAGGGGAGGAAGAGGAGGAAACAGAGGGGGAUUUGGAGGCAGGGGCGGUGGAUUUGGAGGAAAGCCACAGGGGAAGAAGACUAAGUUUGAAGAUUAAGUAGUUCUAGUGCAUUUUCAUUUUCCAGCGGACAUUGAGUUUUUCAUCAUUGCAGCUCUCUGUGUGCAGAGAGCACCUUUGGACAUUGCAGUCAGCAGCCAGUAUGAAUGUAUUGCAUCUGAUCGCUCCCAUCUCUCCAUGUCUCGUGGCUGACAUCAGCGGCCAAAGCCCACCCUUCUCCGCCAAGGAGGAAAAAGGAUCCCACUGAAAGUGCUCAUAAAAUGACUGUUGUUAGCCAUAUAGGCGUUCAGAUUAAUUUUACUUUUUGUAAAAAAGUAAA